GGCAGCGGCGCAGGAGCCCGCGGGCGGCCGCGCAGGAUGCGCGCUCGGGCGCCGCCGCCUCCCCGCCCCGCCGCCGCCGCCGCCGCCAUGGCGGUGCGGAGCCGCGGCGCUUGGCGGCGGCUGCUGCUGCUGCUGCUGCUCCUGGCCGGCUCCGCCGCCAGCCCGGCGGAGGAAGGCGGCGGGCGGCGGGAGGCGGGCGGCGGGGAGCACGGCGAGGAGGCGGCGCGGCCCCACCACCACGACUCCUCGUACGGCACCUUCGCCAGCGAGUUCUACGACCUGCGCUACCUCUCCGAGGAGGGUUACCCUUUCCCUACUGCUCCUCCUGUGGAUCCAUUUGCAAAAAUCAGAGUGGAUGACUGUGGAAAAACCAAGGGAUGCUUCAGGUACGGUAAACCUGGGUGCAAUGCAGAGACUUGUGACUACUUUCUAAGUUACCGUAGAAUAGGAGCCGAUGUUGAAUUUGAGUUGAGUGCCGAUACUGAUGGCUGGGUGGCGGUGGGAUUUUCCUCAGACAAGAAAAUGGGAGGAGAUGAUGUCAUGGCUUGUGUUCAUGAUGAUAAUGGAAGAGUCCGAAUACAGCACUUCUAUAAUGUCGGUCAGUGGGCUAAAGAAAUCCAGAGAAAUCCUGCUAGAGAUGAAGAAGGGGUUUUUGAAAACAAUCGUGUAACAUGUCGAUUCAAGCGUCCUGUAUAUGUUCCCCGAGAGGAAACCAUCGUAGAUCUGCACUUGAGUUGGUACUACCUGUUUGCCUGGGGUCCAGCAAUUCAGGGUUCUAUAACUCGUCAUGAUAUAGACUCACCACCCGUAUCAGAGCGUGUUGUCAGUAUUUACAAGUAUGAAGAUAUUUUCAUGCCAUCAGCUGCCUAUCAGACCUUCUCUUCUCCAUUCUGCUUGCUCCUCAUUGUUGCACUGACCUUCUAUUUACUGAUGGGAACCCCAUGACUGAUGGAAGAUAGCAAGAAUUUGUCAGUGGAAGUUUCUCAGGAUGGACAGCUAUACAGAUGGACGAUGCAUUUUUCUAUUGGAAUUUAUAUCACACCACCAUCCUCAUCUAGCUGCUUUUGAACAUAGUUAGCUUCUCAGGAGAAUGAAAUAACCAUCUCCUUUGAGUGGCAGAGUGAUGACAAAUCAUUUAAGAAUGAUCAGUGAACACAUACAUAGGAGAAUAUUUUCAGUGUUGUGACUACUUGCUUGAAGAAAAGGAGACUUUUGUAAAAUCAAUGUGUGUUCGUGUGUAUGUGUGUUUGGGAGGGGUGUCUGUAUGUGUGUUUAGACAAAUUUCAUAAUGGACAUCUCAGAUAACAAAAUUGCCUUCCAAAUUGCUCGCAAAAAGCAAAAUUGGGAAAACCUUAUAAUGCUGUUUGGUACUUCUGGAGCAGACAGCACAACUCCAAGUGCAGUUUCUGAGCUUAAGAUCUGGAUACCAACACAGCAGUAUAAAACCUGCCCUUCAGUAAUGGACAGUUCUCCCUUUUUUUUUUUUUUUUUUUUUUUAAUAUUCAUCAAGGUUUAUUUGCUCUGGUAUUUUCCAAGACUAAACUUGGAUAAUCAAGCAUUAAUAUGGUUUGUUUGUUUGUUUUUUUUUAAUGGAAAAGAGAUGAUGAAUGUCUUUAUAAUAAUAAUGUUUCAACAGCCUUCUUGAAAGAAACGGCUACUACUUUUAUGAGUGAGAUAUAAAGUUACUUGAACAAGGGGAAGGGAGAAUACAGUGAUGUAAAUUCUCCGUACAUAGGAAAACCAGGUGUAAAACAUAAUGAAUAUAGAAGUUCCCAACAAGCCAUAGGAUGUCCUCCCAAAAGAUUAAAUCGAUUUUUCUCUUUUUAUGAAAAAACAGUAAUUUUGCUGACAUGUAAAUACAUUUUUAAGCAGUUGUGUAGUAGUAUGAAGUAAUCUGUUUUUCUGUGUCUUAUGCCUGUAUAUCCUGUUCAUGUUAAAGAUUAAUAUGGGCAGCUGGUGUUAACUUAAAAAGAAACGGAAAUAUAAUUGAGAUUAUUUGCAGGGAAAGAUAAGGUUUAAUAAGAAGACCAGUAUCUUUAGUUUCAUCAAACCAUUGCCAAAAUGUAGUUACAGUGGAAAAAGAUCAGCUAAAGCGGAAAAACAUUAGAUUAUUUUAUCACCAAAUAAAUAUUACCAAGAUGAAUGCUAAAUAUUAUUAUAGAAAUGGAAAGUGUCAAAAUGUAUUUAUGAGCCACAGAAUAUUAUGAAAAACUUUGAAUUCCUGUGAAGAAUUUCUGUUCUUCACGUGACUGGAAGUGUAUGACACAAGUCUACACGUAGCAGUCAAAUGUGCUUAGAUAAGGUUGUGCAUUGACUUCCAAACUUGCAUUAAAAUUCUAUUUAAAUAGAAUUAAGAUUUAAAUUGUGCCAAACUUCUAUCUAAUGUGGUACGUUGAGGACUCUGUAACAGGUUCUGGUAAAGUAUACGAUGGACCUCCUUUCUAUUCUCAUUGCUGCACAGAGUGUAAAAAGAUUAUCUAGCUUUGCUGGGUUUGCAUCAUUAGUCACAGACUGAAGUCUGUAGACUAAUUUUUUAGGCCCAGCAUUCUUCAAACCUAUGCUUAAAGUAUAUGAAUUAGACUGCAAAUGAAUUUAUCUCCAUCACACACGCUUUAUCGCUGAUUUCAAACGAAAGAUUGCUUAGUAAUACAUAUUUUGAUUGAUGUCUUUAAGGAUUUGUUCACUUAGGAUUACUGGACUUGAGUUCAGGAGGGGGAAGAGAAAUUCAGAAUGAAGCGAACUUUAAAAGUACAUAUAGUAGCUUUAGUUGGUGUAAGUUACUUCUCUCAAAUUGGAUAACCUACUCAUCAUCUGAUGAAACAUACAUAGCAGAGACCACCUAAUAAGGAAGGUCUGCUUGGGUUCAUGAUGGCUGUAAAAUUUAGCCUUAAGAUGGGCUGAAGGAGAUAGCUGAAGGAUAAUGAGUUUUAUAUUCAGCAUCCAGGUGAAGUGAAGGAAUCAUUAGGACAAGUUAUUUCUCCUUUGUGCUAAUUUGUAGGCAGCUGAGAUAGCGCAGUUCCUUCUCAGAGAUGACAUCUAUUCAAAGUAACCUCAGGGUUGCUUUAGCUUAUGGCUUUAUAUUUACUAUUUUAAUUUCAGGCACUUACCUGGUUACCCACUAAAGGGCUAAUCUAAUAAUUGAAAGUUACUGAAGUAAGAUAGAAACCCAUCCCGGAUCCUUUUUUCUUCUUUAAUACAGUUCUGGAUUUAGGAUAGCCUGGCUGGCCCCAUGCACGGAAGUAUGUUAAGGAUGCCAAUAAUGAUACCAAGGUAAACGUGCAACACCCGUGGAGCUGUUUUCCACUUGCAUGGAGUCAGACGUGUUUAAAGUUCAGGCUUUAAAGCAACAGCAAAUUCGGAGCAGAGUAGAGCUGCUUAAGGGUGUGUCUGCUGCAAAGUAUAAACUGCUUCAGUCUUCAGCUGUACCCGUGUUCCCAAUUACGGUAAAAAUACCUUCUUUUUUUUUUUUUUCUUUUUCAGUUUACUUGUCAGUGUGGGCUUGGUGUUUUUGUCAUCAUAUUUUUCUCUUCUUGAAGUACUAGCAGAAAUGUGAACUUCUAUAAAAACUUUCACCCAAGCCUCAAAGUACUUAAUUAGCACUAAUGAAGUAUUUCUAAUCAAGUGGAAGGAAAUAAAAGGCCACAACAAGCAGCAAGGCAAUCUAUUUUCUUUAGUGUUUCAACUGAUAGUUAAGUUUAGCACUGAGUUUGUCUGAGCAUUGUUCUUCGGAGUGGAAAAAGCAGGAGUAUCAGAUUCAAGUUGACAAACAAAGAAGGUACAAGUCUUUAUAAAUUACUAGGUGGGAAGAAAUAUGAGAAGAAAAAGGCUGUAAGAGAAAUUAAAAGGCUUAAACUCACUGGUCUAACUUUGCGUGAUACUUGGUAAGUCGUAAUAUUUGAGUGGGUGUAGUAACUUGUCAUGGAAGGUAUGUUGAUUUUCAUGUGUGUUGAGUUUUGUUUUAUUUUUCUUUUUAAAAUUGAAAAGCAGGAUUGAUCCCUGUUACACAGAGUUCCUACAAAGUAGCUUUCUUCAAAGUAAUUGUUCAGUGAUUGUGGCAUUUCAAAUAUUUUUUAAAAAUUUUUCUAAUUAACACUUACCAACACAAACUAGAGGAAAAGGCCUUCUUUAGAAGAGGAGGCAGACAUUGCCUUCUCCAAAUCAAGUAAUUUUUAGUUUCUUUAUGGUGCCUACUAGCAAGCAGCUGUUAAAGAACACAUUUCCAAAGGGCUUUUAUUUUGAGAAUUCCUUGCUGCAGGGUGAUGUAAUACGGAGGCAGCGAGUUUAGAAAGUGCAUGUUUAGAGUAUGAUGUCCUUUGGAAACUUUGCUUAUUUAUUAGAAGGAUAGGACUGGCAAAGACCACAAGGCAUUAAUUAACGUCCUUGAACAUGUUCUUUCCAGGCAGAACUAAACUUAGUUCUGGCCAUUGCUUGUUACAUUAACUUCAUUAUCACCCUCUGCUAAUUCUGUCCAUCUUAUCUAUAAUGUUUUAAACUUUUUAAAGUUUGUAAGUUAGUUGGAAAAGAAAUCAGCUGCUUAUAUUUGUGACAGUGCCUAUUGCAAAGGGACAUUGUUUUUUGACUGUACUGUCUGACUGGUACCCUGCUACAAAUAAUAAGCUAGACCUGAAAUGACAUUAAUAGUAAGUAGGGUAGGAGAGGGGAAAAAAAGUAAGUGGUGAGGACAGACUUUUAAAAAAUAUUUUUUUCCUUUGCUGGAAUUGAAUAACUGUGUAUAUUCUUACGGAUAGGUGAGAUACUCCUAGAUGUUAAUUGAUUCCACCCCCGAAAAGCACAGCUGAUUUGAUAAUGACCUGGGAUACAGGGUGAUGAUUUCUUCAAAAUUCUAUCAUUAUAAGGGAAAUACUUGGGUUUUGAAAGGGGACAUACUGAUGAGAAAAGUUUGAAAUCCCUCCGUGGGUUUCUUGUCCUAGAUUGGGUUUUGCUAUCCAAGGAUUGCAGAAAAUAAACACUUGUGGUCUCCCUUAACUGAGGAAACCCCCAGAUUGGGUUGAAAAUUGUCAAAGCUGUGUUUGUCACUGCUUUUUGCAGUCUUUAACGUAGGGAUUAGAGACUGACUGGAGCGUGGUGUACAUCAGCAAACCCAGGCGGCAGUUCUGAAGCUCGCUCGGGGCACUGUAUUCCGGGCCUGAACCGGGAAGCGGAUCCCUGCAACCGCUUCUCAGCGGCUACUGCGAAAUGGAAAUAACAAACAGCACAACCCAUCCUACACCAAAUCCCUUAAAUACUCCUGUCUGCUUUUGCCAGACUGUAGAUAGUGUUCUUACUGUGAGUGUUAACGUCUAGUCUUCCUCUGAAAAACACCGUGCUCCUUGUCACUAGCCAACGUCCUGUCCCUGUUUCCACAGAUGCCUUAUACUGUUUAGGAAAAUGAUCCUGAGAAGUCUUAGCCCAGCUGUGAAGAGAAGCAAGUGGGUCAGGAGGGCUGACACACAGCUGCCUUUGUGAUUAUCCAGGUCACAAUUAGAAAUCUGUCAUUGAUGAUACUCCAGUUUUCUGUGACUGUUGUAAGUUUAAGGAAAGAGGCAGGUCUCCCUAUUUUUUGUCUGUCUUCUUACUUUCCCAUCCAUCCAGUGCAUCAGACAUUUAUAAAGAAGCGACUUAUUCUCCUUUUAGCGAAUAGACCCUCUGUCAGGUCUUUUUGAUGUUUUCUGGGUCCACUGGAAGUCUGCACCAUGUCAUACUCUAGAGGCAGAAGUAAAGCUUAUAUACAGACUUCAGAACUUUUAUCAGCACGGAAAUUACAUUUUGACUCCUUGGUUUGACACACUGAUGUGUAGCAGAGAUCUCUAUCGUGAGUAUGCUAGUAUUUUAUACAAAGUAUAACUCUGUAUAGAGCCUUAGAUUUAUGAUAGAAGUGGAAGCGCAUUUAAACGUUACAGUUGUGUUGGUGCUUCACGAAGCUGUGUAUGUGCAUAAGCUGCAUGAAUUGGCAUCUUCUACUUCAACCCUGACUCCACAGCAUGUAAUGAGCAGGCUGCUUGAAGGCUACACGGUGAGACACUGGUGACUUCAAAUAGUUUGGGGUAGAAGAGCGGAGGGCCUGUUAGGAAGGCUGAAUGACAAGGAAGGACUGAUGGUUUUGGCACACUUCCUAUUUUUGCCUGAGUUUACACGUGGCAGAACACGUCUGGCACUUUUAAUCACAGGCAAAUAUUACUUGAUGUGAAUAUAAGGAACAGAAUCUGGCUUCAGUGAGAAGUCAGCUUUUAUGCAGGUCCAAGCUGUGUAAGGGCUGAUGUGGGCACAAGGUCAGACUGUGCCUCAAGAUGUGUACUCUCCGAAACUCCAAGGUAAGAGCUAGAGGCUUGAUCUUGCCUUUGGAGGUACGAAAACCUGUCAAGACCCUGUAGAGAGCAGUAAUGGUUGGCUGCUGCAUAUGUAUCUGCUCACUGGCCAUUUUAUAAACAAUUACUGCAGCAGUUGGAGUAUCAAAAGAUGGAGGCUCUACAACUUUUCUUAAUAGCUUUCAAUGUACAUGGUCUAUUUCCCUGCCCUAAUUAAAAAGUCGUUAUCUGUGUUUCUGUAGUGGUGUGUUAGGACCUAAUGCAGUUCUCCCACACCCUGCCCAGCACAGAUAUGGAUACUCAACUGGAAGGUUUCUAAAAAAAAAAAAAAAAUCUCAAUUUCCUGAGUACAAAAAUUAAUCAAAAGAAAAUAACUUAUAUUUAUUGACCAUAUGUCAACUUCUCACCACUUUUUUUUUUUUUUGUAUCUAGUUAUUUCUGUGCAAUUUAUAUGUUGAUGCAUUUGAUUUCUGUGGAUACAGAGUAAGAUCUGCAUAAACCUUCCUUUUCUAAGCCUGUUUUAUUAGCAUGAAAUAAUCACUUAGGUAACUUUCAUUUUAUUUUUAUUUUACCUUUACAGUGGGUUUGUUAAAAUUAUGUAUGCUUGAACUUGGUUAUUUAACUCUUCUAAUUUGGGCUCAGAUAGUGAGGCAAAAACACUGUAAUUUCAAAAUGUCAGGGAGGAUGUAUGCAGCUUGUGGAGUUGAUAGGUGUGAAAAAGCAGACUUAAAAGACAUUACUUGCUUUGAAAAUCCAUGAUUUGACUUGGCAAUAGCAACAAAUCUGAUGUAAGGAAAGGGGCAGAUUUUUUUUUUUUUUUUCUUGGCUUGCUAAAUAGUUUGAAUUACACUCAUAGACUCGCAGAAUAUCUCAAGUUGGAAGGGACCCAUAAGGAUCACGGAGUCCAACUCUCUGCUCCUCACAGGACUACCUAAAACUAAAAUGAUGUUGUCCAGAUGCUUCUUGAACUGAGAGGCUCAGUGCUGUGACCACGUCCCUGGGGAGCCUGUUCCAAUGAUUAACCAACCUCUCAGUGAAGAACUUUUUCCUAAUGAACUUCGCUUGAUGCAGCUUCGUAGUCAUUCGCAACUGUUGCUUCUGCCCUACGUCCGUGGUUCUUCUCUUAAACAGGAGCGUUCUUUCAAACCAGUGUGAGGUUGGAGCACGGUGCAGGACUUCACAGCCCGUAUUUUAGAACAGCUGCUGCUCCAUAUAGGCUCAUUUUGAUCUGUAGUUAGAGGCUUUUUAGGAAGGUGCGUACAAGGUGAACUUUUAUAUGGUGCUCCGAAGAACCUUUCCAUAAAGGUGUUGUGGUCUUUGUAGACCAGAACAUUACAGAAUUACCUGGUAGCAGUACUUUUCUGAGCUGCUUCUAAAUGAUACUUACCCAAAUUAAUGUUUACAUGUUUAAAGAAAUAAUUGGAUUUUUCAGAAGUGCCAAGCAGCUGCAAGUCUUUUAUGGCUCCAAUGCCUACUCAGAGCAGUGAGUGUUUUAUGGCAACCAGCAAUUGCAUCAUGUUGCCUAAUUUAGUCUCACAUCUCUCUCAAGCUUGACAUCUUUCAGUUCGAUUUCUUAAGAUGGUAAUGGUAGAAGACUAAAUAGAGGAACAACUCACGUUAUGUUUCAAGGAAUAAAAAAAUGUUCUUGCUGACUUUUCACCAGUGAUGUGCAAAGGUUAGAUUAAUGAGGAAUAUUCUUCCCAGAAUUAAUAUUUAGGCAUUGUAAAUUUGCUGAAGGUAUUUUUGUGUGUGUGUGUGUGUGUAAGUUUGAGAAUUAAACAAGAGUUUAUAAACAAAAGGGUAGACUCUGCUUUGGAAAUUAAAGAUGACAAACCACAGAAUCCUACAUGUUCCCUGACUCCUAGCUGGUAUUCUGGGGGUAAAGUGAUCCAGAAGAAUAUAUAUAUAAACCUGAGAUGUUACCUGCUAAGGUAUUAUGUUUGCAGUUUUUAUACACUAAUGUUUUAUCACCUUCUUGGGUACAAAAAUUAGCCUCACAUUAAUGUUUUUUUUACAGUAUUAUUUACAUUUUUUUCCAAACAAGAUGUAAUGAGGAUAAGUUCAAUAAGUCAAGAAAAUAUUGUCAUAUAGAGUGUUAGGAUAAUAGGAAAGGAAGCAGAGAUGCCAUGUUGAAAUCUAGGAAGAAAAAUAAAAUCUUUCAGUAGAAAAUAUGCUAUUUGCUUCUGAAAUAUUGGGCUGCUCACAUAUAAAGCAAUGAUUUCUUUUUCAGUUUUUCACCAUCGGUGAUAUGAAACCAUCGAUAAAAUUGAAAUAGAAAGAAUUACCACAACAGAUUUUCUCUAAAGCUGAAAGUAUCAUUCAGGUCUUGACCCAAAGAUGACAUUCCAAACCUAUUAACUAAUUAAAAAAAUGAAAUGGUGGGACUCUGAUAUUUUGUGUGUGAUGUCACCAGCCUUUAUUUAAGCAGAUAUAUUUUGUUAGCGUAUUUGAAGCAUCAUGAGUUCUGUUUAGGUUAAAACAGAUGCCUGGUAUGCCUUGGUAUUUCUGAUUAAUAUAUCCUGAGGUCUGGUUUCUUUAACCCCUUUGCAAGUAAGCAGGCUGCCGUAACGAUGUUAACUCUUGCCACUUUGUUUUGUAUUACGUGAAGCGUAACAGUUGAACCUGGAAAGGCAUCUCUACCGUUUUGACUUUGUUCAGCGUUCUCAAGGCUAAUACAGAGAUAGAACAUACAAUUAAGCAACUUGUAACUAUAGUGCUAAGUGGUGUUCUGCAUUCUGUGUGCUACAGGCUCUGUUCUGUAUGCUGACACCCAGCAUCCGUGUGAAGUCAAUGAGCAUUUGGUUGGGUAGGAGUGCCGAACUGAGGUUUUGUAGUCCAGAAGUAAUCAUCAAACUUACUUGUAUUUAUGCACUAGUCUUUUCAGAAAAAUAACGCUGAAUGAAUACAUGAUGAAAUUAUGGUGACCUACAUGACUGCAUGCCCUAAAAUCUUGCUUUGUAACGUCUGUUUCAUACUAAAUGUUGGUGUUCAAGUGAGCCUUGUUAGCUAUUUGACAGUGACAGACAACAAUAUUUAUAAACCUGUUAUAAUAAAUGCCUUUUUAGUCUAAGAAAAUGUGUGGUAUGGCAUUUAUAAAAGGGGAAAAAAAAGGUCUCUGUGAGGAUAAAGUAGUGCUCUGCUGCUUCCCUGUGUUAACAGUUCCUUCCUGUGCCAUGGGCUUGAAUUUAUUUCCCUAAAUAAUUCCAUUUAAGUCAGUGAAUCUGGUUACAUCACAGAUUAGCAGAUGUGGGAGACUACAGUUUUUUCCUUUUUCCACUAUCAGACACACAGUGAAAAUGUAAAUAAAUGUAAUCAUCUGUAUUUCAUCAAAAUAUUAACCCAAUUGUCACUUACUUUAAGUAAGUAGAAUGUAUGAGGCUCCUGUGGUGACCUCUGUGCUGAGAUUUUGUAACCUGUUUGAUGCAACUAGAAUCAAGUGCCAAUAUGACAACUUUGGGUGUUCUUUAGCUACUCUCACCACUGCCGCAUUGCUUGGCCAGACAGAGCAGCUCCUGAAGCAGUCAGAACAGGCUUUUGCAGAAAGUGAGAAGACUCAGUUGGAUUAGAGACUGGGAACAGACAAGGAGGAACUCCCGUAACGCUCAGCAAGCUAAAGCAGCUGUAGAAGCUUCUCAAACAGUGAUGCUUCAGUUUCUGAGAUCUCUCAGGUUUCAGCAGGAGUUUUAGCUCCUUGCUGGUGGACUAAGAAGAGUUGGCUCAAGGCACCAAGGGACUUACUGCUUUUACACUGUGUGCUCUGUUCUUGGUAUUGCUGCCCUGCGGUUGCAGGCUGCAGGAAAGGAUGGAUCUCGUGUGUCAGCUACUUGUGCGCUAUCCAAGUGAUCCUAAUCAAUAGAGGCCUUAAAUAUACUCAACAGAGGAUCUUAAUUCUGUUUGUGCUACGUAACAUUUGACAGAGUGGUAAGGCACAAACCUGACGAGAACAAAAUACUCUGUUAACUCGGAUCUCUUUCUAUCCAACUCUUGUUCCAUGCACUCAGGUCUUACUGGUGCUGUGUUUUGCAUGCUGGUCCACUGAGUGAACAUCUUGGUGUUGGUGCUGCUGACUGCUCUGCCUGAUGGCCACACAUUUCGUUCCCCUUGUUAACUGAACAAGGUUCAUAGUUUUCUACGUGAAUCAUUCAAGUAUAGUGCUGCUGAUAAUAGCAUAUACCGAGAUACUGAACGAAGUUGUUUCUGCAGUCAAGUUAGUCACUGCUAUAAUCACUGGGUACAACCAGAGCCAGUGUUCCCAAGAGCUGUUUUUUCAUUUUCUUUUUAUCACUGUUUUGUAAAUUACAUUUAGUUUAGGGUCAUCUCAUUUUAGCAGUUGACCUGCAUAAAAGAUUAGUUUUUUCUUUAGCCCAAUAUACAGAGACAUGUGCCAGUGACCUAAAGAUGCAGUUUAUAUCUUAAUGAUGAACUUUAAAAAUUUUGUAUUUUUUUUCUUUGGUUCUGCUACUAUUGAAAUUAUAGUAGUUUACGUUGAGUAUUUUUAAUUCAUCUGAAGAGGACAUUAUUCUGUCGUUAAACUGAGGUGAAUUAAUGAAGUGAGAUUAACCUCAACUGAAUGUUCAUAAAUGUUUCAGUAACACAGGUUAAAACAAGCCUCUCAAGAAGGGAGAGAGUUAUUUUCUAAAUACACAGGCCAGUGCUGACACCUUGUGGCUUCAUUGCUGAGUUAAUUCAGAGUUUCAUGGGGUUAUUUCAGGUAUAAUUCAUGAUUAACCUGCUGUUGCCAGCGUUGUCUGUCUCCUCUGCUUCAUGGUCACCUCAGUACCCAAUAUUCUGUUAUCCUGUGUAAGAGAGCUUGUAAGUAACUUUGUAACUGUAUACAAUAAGAUAAUAAUUGUAAUUUUGGGCUGUGUUGACUGCACAUGGAGUGAAUAAAAACUAGGAAUGCCUGGGAUCUCCUGAAGGGGACUCAAAAGCUUCAGUUCCAAGCACAAACUCAAGGGUACUAGUGCAGCAGCAGGCAGAAGUUACAAGCUUCUCUCUUACUAGUUAAUACAUCGUUUUAUAUUUCCCUCUACAUAGGAGAGCACUGAGGACUAUAAAUACUUAUCACGUGUCUAUUUUUAGGCACAAACCUAUCUACAUUGACACAGAAGCAUUCCUUUGCUGCCCUCUUCACCCGUGAAGAAGCAUGAAUAGCAAAAAUACAUCCAAAGGGACUGCUGGAGAAUUUCUGGUAGUGUCAGACCCUGAGGUGCACUACUUACCUGUGGCCAUAAAAAUGCCUAAACCACAAUGCGUCUGUGCGAUUUAUACCUAAAUAGGCAUCUAAUCUAAAAUAACAUAACAUUUCAAUUCUUAAACAAAAUCAGCUGUUAAGGCUGCAGUUGCUGUUUGAAAUCUGUUGUGGAAUUAAGGUGUGUGGAGCUUGAGGUGUGUCUUGUAAAGAUCACGCAUCCUCCCUCAGUUGUCACCUCAGAGGUUGCUUUCUGACGUUUAUGGUCAUAUUCUUGUUCUUAAGUGUUCAUGUUGCACUGUGUUUGGUUUUUAAAUUUUUAUUUCUCAUAUGUUUAGUAGUUUAUAAUGAAUAAUAAAACAGAAUGGGAAAGUUUUUCUACAGUAUGGACCAAAUCCUCAGCUUAUGUAUACCAGUAUUUAUAGCUUCACUUAAGCCAAAGAGGUGACAUCAAUUUCUAUUCCUGAAGAACAUGACUGCCUGAGUCUGUUAAGAAAAAUCAAAGGAAUAAGGAUGUCCAUACGAAGAUCUGAUUUGCUGGCAUCUCUGCUUAUCUGACAGAAGGAUUUGUACUCUCAACUCCCCCCCUCCUCCCCGUGUAAAUCUUAAUUGACACUUGCUAAUUGAACUUUAACGCAAUAAAUGCAUUACAAUGA
Tyto alba (common barn owl) is the source of this 12152-nucleotide messenger RNA. RefSeq names its product DOMON domain-containing protein FRRS1L. The transcript has 5 exons. The coding region runs from base 37 to 945 and encodes 302 amino acids. Gene Ontology annotation, biological process: regulation of glutamate receptor signaling pathway. The record is from RefSeq and is a predicted model, not a curated record. Lineage: Eukaryota; Metazoa; Chordata; Aves; Strigiformes; Tytonidae.